Rhopalosiphum maidis (corn leaf aphid) is the source of this 1055-nucleotide messenger RNA. RefSeq lists its product as uncharacterized. The record is from RefSeq and is a predicted model, not a curated record. The coding region runs from base 295 to 981 and encodes 228 amino acids. NCBI's taxonomy places the organism in Eukaryota, Metazoa, Arthropoda, Insecta, Hemiptera, Aphididae. The transcript is spliced from 3 exons.
AUGUCUGUAGUCAUCAUACAACCACCAUUCAUUGCAUUGGACACCGAAAAGCCAAACCGUGUAAUGUGCGACAAAUCGAUGUUAUAUAAUUUUUUUCUUUCAGAAGAUUUGUUGUGAUUUAAUCGAGAGCAUCCGUUUUUAUUAGUGUGCAAAAACAUUACGCCAAUAUAGAUAACCGUUCAAGGUCCUCCUUUUAUAAGAUUUAGUACCUAUACCAAAGUGAGACGUUCAUCUUGCAGUUCAGUUCGUUCAAGAAUUCAGACAUCAGAACACAUAUAAUAUUGAUACAGAAAAAUGAAAAUUUCUAUGUGUUUGACGAUCUUCGCAGCGUCGGCCGUAUUAGUGGCCCACGACUGUCGGGCCGCGCCUGCUGUGCCUUCGUUCACCGACGAAAAGGCAGACCACGAGAGUUUAGACGUCAACGAAGUGGGGCCGGCCGAGGAGGACUGGAAGCUGUACAGCCUGUUGACGAAGACCAAGUCGUACGAUCCGUCGGACACCGAAAAGACCCGCGAGCUGCUGAAGGAGAUCGAAGAGUACACGCGGCUGGUCACGACCACGGACGCGGUGACAACCGACGUUCCAGCGGACGAAUCGACGGAACUGCCGGCUGCGGACGCAACUGACGCCAUCGAAACGGAUCCCGCGUCGUCCGACUGGUUCGCCUCGACGUGGAGGAACAUGAACCGGGACGACGACGACGACGACGGGCCGCGAAUGGGCAGGCAAGACGACGGUAACGUGGAAGAAAUCAUCAAAAAGAUUUCCAACGACUUGAAGAAACUGUACGUCAAAAUCAAGCAAGUGAUUACGGUGGUGAAAAACUGGGUCAAUCACGCUAGGGGUUCAACAGUUGAAUUUGAUGGAUAUCCAAUGUCUGCAAGUGCUUCUGAAUCGGAUGGAGUGUUUGUAAUUGCCGAUCCUCUAAUUGGGGAUAUAGAUAAAUCUAAUAAAUAUAUUUUACCCAUAAAUGAAGAUUAAAUCAUAAAUAUUAAUUUCCGAUUAAACUUAUAUGAUUUAUUUAAAUCGCAUAUCAACCACAAAUUGGUUAUUUA